Annulohypoxylon maeteangense is the source of this 465-nucleotide messenger RNA. RefSeq lists its product as uncharacterized. Lineage: Eukaryota; Fungi; Ascomycota; Sordariomycetes; Xylariales; Hypoxylaceae. The transcript has 3 exons. Bases 1 to 465 code for a protein of 154 amino acids. The record is from RefSeq and is a predicted model, not a curated record.
AUGGGUAGCUUCACAUUGAAAUCCGUCCUCGCGAUCGUGGCGUCGGCUGCCCUGACACUCGCGCUCCCGGCCCCAGAGUCCCCGUCCCCGACUGCUAGCGCGGCCGCCGCGACGUGCACGUCCGGAAGCUCCGUUGUCACGGCCGGAUACACCAUCAACUAUGCUGCGGCCGUCCCUACCGUCGUCUUCGAGAACGGGUAUCAGCCUGCUGAGGAUUGGGCCGCGGCGCAUAGUAAGGGAUCUUAUACGUUCGGUGUACCGCCGCCGGUCGAGACGGGCUUCGCGUACGCCCAGUUCAAGUGCCAGUACUACUGCAACAAUGUGCCGGCGGGUAGCUUCUUUGUUAAUUACUUCGAUACGGCUAAGGGGUCGCUUUGCACGUGUUUUGAUGACUUGUUGGACCCGCAGAGCUUCGUUUCGAAUAACCAGUCACUUGUUGGGGCUUGGAAUAGUAUUUGCAAGUGA